UCCUAUCUACCUGAGAUGGGGUGCGUAGUCAGCAGUAAGGUGCUCCCAGAAACCCUGGAACCUCCUCUCAAGAAGAACCCCUACUAUGUCAAGUGGAUCAGUGCCAUGGUCCCUGUUCAGUUCAAUUGUGCUGAGCCAGUGAAAUGCAAGGCAGAAUUCUGGGGGCUACAAGAAGAACCUAAAAGAGAUCGUGACAUUGAGGAAAAAAAGAAUCAAGUCGCCCGAUACCGUGCAAAAUUUGACCCCAGAGUUACAGCAAGAUACGAUAUCAAGGCUCUUAUUGGAAGGGGAAGUUUCAGCAGAGUGGUAAGAGUUGAACAUAGAGCUACACGUCAACCAUUUGCCAUCAAAAUGAUUGAAACAAGAGCGAAAGAAGGCAAGGAAGUCUGCGAGUCAGAGCUUAACAUCCUCCGAAGAGUCAGCCACCAUAACAUCAUCCAGCUCAUUGAAGUGUUUGAGGCUCACGACCGAGUGUAUAUGGUGAUGGAACUAGCCACAGGUGGAGAACUGUUUGACAGAAUUAUUGCUAAAGGAUCCUUUACUGAACGAGAUGCAACCAAGGUGCUCCAGAUGGUUUUAGAUGGUAUAAACUACCUCCAUGGACUUGGAAUCACACACAGAGAUCUAAAACCAGAAAAUCUUCUUUAUUACCACCCCGGAGCUGACUCCAAGAUAUUGGUCACUGACUUUGGCUUGGCAAACUCUGGUAACAAAGGAGGGGACUGGUCGAUGAGGACCAUAUGUGGGACUCCUGAAUACAUUGCACCUGAGAUUAUUCUGAGAAAACCUUAUAGUAAUGCAGUGGACAUGUGGGCUCUUGGAGUCAUUACUUACAUUUUACUAAGUGGAUCUAUGCCCUUUGAAGAUGAAAACCGAACCAGACUUUACCGGCUGAUCCUUAAAGGAAAAUACAGUUACUUAAGUGAUCCAUGGCCAAGUGUUUCCAAUCUUGCAAAGGACUUUAUAGACCGCUUACUCACUGUAGACGCCAAAGACCGGUUGUCAGCCAGUGAUGCCAUCCAACAUCUGUGGAUCAAAACCAUGGCGGCUUCAUCAUCCAUGAAGAACCUUCAUAGGUCAAUCUCCCAAAACCUAAGAAGAAGAGUCUCAUCUCGAUGUCAGAGUACCAUGUCCGAGCAGUCAAUGAAGUCUGGUAACUCCAACAAGUCCCGGAGGAUGAAAGAAAUUAUGGAACGCAAUAUGCGUUAUCAUGCACACGUCGUGAGCCAUGAGGUCUCGCACUAAGCAUGUCACACAUUGUUAUACCUCUUCCACAUAUUUUUUAUUGAUAGUUUACUUUUCACUCAUAGACUUUUUAUAUAAAAACUCAACACGAUGAUGAGAACCCCCCAAAAAAACAAUAGCCCCAUCCUUGUCACUAAUGUUGCUGAAUUAUCCCUGCAAAUAAUGUAUAUUUACUACUUGGCAUGUACCGGAUGUCACUAUGUGUGUGUUUAAUGGGGGUGGGGGAUUGGAAAUAUAUCCAUUAUUCAAGGUUUUAUAUAUUUGCACAAUAAUGGACUUAAUGGGAUUGUGCCAUGAUUCUGAAUAAAUAUGUAUCCCGCCCAACAGUUAUAGCUCUUAUACCACUUUCCCUAAAUACUUUCAUUUAUCAAAACUGCCUUAUUCUAAAGUUAUUAGCCUACCAUCGAGCCCUGUGGCAAAUCAGUUUUGAAUUCAGUUGCUAUUGGUUACGUCCUGCAGUGGAGUCUUGUGAUACAGGACGCACAUGCUCACAGCGCUUCUUUUCCUUCCCUUCAAUAACCCCUCCUCUAUGUGCAGUGUCAGUUAGAUGUCAGUUAUGAAUGGACGGAUGGACAGACAGACCGUUAGAUAAUAGACAGACAGGUAAACAUAAAGAUACAUUUUGUUCUAACAAUGAUAGACAUUAGCACAAGUUGUGUCUGUUACAAAAUCCAGUUACACAGAGCAUUUUGAAUAUGUGGAAGUAGAAAAUAAACUAGUGUCAUAUGUUCUGCUCAUAUACAUCUCAUUGCUCUAAGGCAUGAUGGGACAGCAGUCACAUGACCAACCAGGAAGUAGGAUUCAAGCAUGGGGGAUAAGCGAAAACGGCAAAUGAGAUCAAUUUGAAAAAAAGAAGAAAAAAAAAAGAAAAACAUUCCAAGGAGGAAUGGGAGCUAGAGUACCUUAUAAAAAUAAACUUUGGAUUGAAAAGUAGUUUAUGGCACAACUUAUUUAAGUAGGGGUAUUAGGAGAUUUCUUUAUGUACUUUUUUGUUCCAAUGUACCGUAACUUAUUGCUAGAGAUGAGCGAAUUUUUCUAAAGUUUGAUUCGGGUGAUCGUGGCAUCUGAGUGUAAAAACAGUGUGAAAUUAACAUAUAUUUUUUUUUAAAUCAAACUUAUUGCGUCCAUUUGCUCGCGACGGGCCGGCCGCUGCCAUCUUGCUUUACGUCAUCUGGGCGCAAUCUACAUCUGGGCGCAAUUACUCCAGGCAGCAAAGCCAAGGCAUAACUGUUUCUUUGUCUAGAUCAGGGGUCAACAACCUUCGGCACUCCAGCUGCUGUGAAACUACAACUCCCAGCAUGAAAACGGAUGUUCUUGUAACUCCCAUAGAAGUGAAAGGAGGAUUCUGGGAGUUAUAGUUUCAAAACAGCUGGAGUGCCGGAGGUUGCUGAUCCCUGAUCUAGAUGCAUGAUGUUCCCUCUGUAACCAUUUAGUUUUUAUCCAAAUAUUGCACUCUACUAGGUAUAUUGAAGAAUAAAUCCUGUUUAAUUAAUCCUACUACAUCAGCUGCUCUAAUAGAGACGACUCGCAGCUAUGGCUAUGCAGAAACAACUAGGAUAAAUCCGGAUAAAUCUCAAAUACCAAGAAGAUGUGAAAUAAAUCUUUGUGACACUUGAAAUGGGAUUAUAUUAUUACAUAAGACUCAUUGUCCUUGCUCUGUAUCUCAAUAAAUAUAUUAUUGACUGAAGGAUGAUCUGUUACAGUGAGUAUUGACCAGUCACACAUAGAGUCAUCGACCUGUUGAUGCGAGCUCCUCUACAAAUCAAAUGGGCAAUCUAUUUUUACAUUCAAGGUCAUUAUUGCCAAAAUUGCUUUCUCCAUUUCCAUAUAUAAAUGUCGUAUUAUGGUAUAAGAAGGUACAGACAAACUGUGUGUGGAAUCUAUGCAGUUACACAGGGGCCCAGUAAGUAAGCGGGUCCUUUUACAUGAAAAGCAGUCACAGAUUCCUGCUGUCUAUUAAAUACCAUGUAAAUGAAUGAGCCAAUGAAUUACUGGAGAAUUGUUAGAGAUAUAUGGAAGUGCUCCAUUAUGACUUACUGGAGAGCAAGGAACCCUCUGCAGUUUGUGUCCACCUAUUGAAAGAUGCAUACCAAUGGUACAUGGUUCUCUACAAGAAUGGACAGUGAAUGAUUUUGAAUUGGUCAAAGAAGACCAGAAUUUUCUCAGAAAUCGAUUUCCGCAAUCAGAUUUGCAAUAUCUCUUGUGGUUCAAAAGUUAUGAACACAGAAAGUUAAAAACUUCAAAGUUCUGUGUUCAAUUGCAGGGACAACACAUU
Bufo gargarizans (Asiatic toad) is the source of this 3520-nucleotide messenger RNA. RefSeq names its product serine/threonine-protein kinase H1-like. Bases 16 to 1245 code for a protein of 409 amino acids. Gene Ontology annotation, molecular function: ATP binding; protein kinase activity. Lineage: Eukaryota; Metazoa; Chordata; Amphibia; Anura; Bufonidae. The transcript has 3 exons. The record is from RefSeq and is a predicted model, not a curated record. Gene Ontology annotation, biological process: protein phosphorylation.